This is a messenger RNA of Danaus chrysippus (African queen), 840 nucleotides long. NCBI's taxonomy places the organism in Eukaryota, Metazoa, Arthropoda, Insecta, Lepidoptera, Nymphalidae. The record is from the annotation of a GenBank genome assembly.
AUGGCAGGUCGCAGUGGUUUUGACGAUGGUAAUCCGAGGGACUAUGGAGGCGGCAGGAGAACUGUGGGCGGCCGGCCUCUCCCGACUGAACCACCAUACAAGGCCUACGUCGGGAACUUACCCUCUGGUCUCAUUCAAGGCGAUAUUAACAGAAUCUUUCCAAAUCUAGCCGUUAAAAAUGUCCGGCUGGUUAUGGACAAGGAAACAGAUCUAUUCAAAGGAUUUUGCUAUGUGGAAUUUGAGUAUCUCAAUGAUCUCAUAAAAGCAAUCGAAAUGAAUGGUUCUCUAAAGGUAGAUGAUAAAUUUGUAAAAAUUGAUGUUGCGGAAGAAAAAAGGAAUGAUAGAGGAGGUGGCUUCGAUCGAGGAAGACGCGAGGGUCGUGAUGGAGGCAGGGACGGCCGCGGUGGGUUCAGGAGGGAGGGAGGUGGCCGUGGUACGUACGAAGACAGGAGGACCCCGGGGUUCACACAUGAACGCGAGCGCGGCGGCGGGGCGAGCGGGGAGCGAUGGAACGACCGCGGCGGGGAGCGGCCGGAGCGCGGGGGUGAGAGGUGGAACGAGCGCGGCGGGGAGAGGGGCGCGAGGGGGGGCAGCGAGGAACCCCGCGGGGGAGACUGGGGAAGAAUGGGGAGACAGCCGUCAGCACCCAGGCAGCAGCCACGUCGCUUUGACGACAUGCCGCCAGCCAGAGCCGACACCUCAGGUAGACCGAAGCUGGUACUGGAGCCGCGGACGGUGAAGGAGCCUGUCAACUCGCUGGCUGCAACAAGCCAGGCCUCCUCUAUAUUCGGCGGCGCAAGGCCGAGGGAGGAACGACUCAAAGAACUCGCCGAGGAAUAG